CCACCACCAUCCUGCCCGACUGCGACACCUUCUGCCUCACUAUCUCAUCGCCUGCGCACGCCCGCUCAAGCGCUGAUCUCUCGCUGCCAGCUGCGCGCGCCCUCGCCUCACCCACGUCCACGCCGGCGUCGCCGCGCCCUCGCCCGACAUGGCGCACUCGCUCUCGCCCUCGCGCGCCGCCGCCUCGCUGCGCCGCGUCGACUCGGGCGCCUCCCUGGCUUCGCGACACGCGCUGCGCGACGUCUCCGCCGACGGCGCGCUCUCGCCCGACGGCAGUGCCGUGCAUCUGCUGCCCGCCGACGAGCAGGCGCGCCAAGACGCGGCCCUGCGCGCACGGCAGCGACAGACACUGCUGAGAGCAGCGGGCCAGCUGGCGACGCUGUUUGUCGUGUGUGCGCUCGUGUGCGUGGGCACGCUGUGGCUCGGCCUGCCGGAGAUCCGUCCCGAGGACAAGGAGGCACUGGCCAUUCCGCGCUCCUUUGAGCAACUCAAGGCGCUCAAUGCCGUGCUGCAGCACUACAAGGAGGAGCAUUUUGCGCGCGUCAUGCUCUGCUGGAUCGUCGUGUACAUGUUCCUGCAGGCAUUCUCGAUCCCCGGCAGCAUGUACAUGUCCAUCCUCGCCGGCGCCAUGUGGGGCGUGCCGCUGGCUUUGCCAAUCGUCUGCGCAAGCGUCGCGACAGGCGCGACGAUCUGCUACCUCAUCUCCUCGUACCUCGGCGAGGUGCUCGUGGCGAUGCCCAAGUGGAAGGCACGCGUCGAUGCGUGGAAGGAGCGCAUCGGCGAGCAGGACAACUUGCUGAGCUACAUGAUUGUCAUCCGCAUGAUGCCGCUGCCGCCGCACAACAUCGUCAACAUCCUUGCGCCGCACCUGGGCAUCAAGGUGCCGCUCUUCUGGGUGUCCACCUUCUUUGGCAUCUUUGCCGUGUCGGUCAUCCACACGACGAUCGGCGAGAAGCUGGAUCAGAUGUCGAGCGCGGAUGACUUCAACCUCCUCUCCGUGCGCAACGCGGUGCUCAUGGUCGUCGUGUGUGCCGCCGCCCUCACGCCCAUUCUCGUCAAGCGCUACACGGGCGCCGCGCCGCUCGAGGAGGCCGAGGCGCCCGCCGGCCGUCUGCGUCUGGACGGCGAGGAAGGCGCGCGGCCUUCGACGCUCGUGGGCCGCCGCGGCACGGGGCACUUUGCCGACGACGACGAGUCGGACGACGACGAGCUGCCGCGCGUGUCGCUGCGCCAUGCCAUGAGUGGCUAUCGCGACGAAGAGGCGGCGCUGCCCGGCGCACGUGGGACAGCGGCGUGGCGCAAUGAGCGCAACGCCAGUGUGCCCUCCUCGGACGACGAAGACGCCGACGCGGCGAGCCUCUCGUCGGCGCCGCGCGUCUUUGACGACCGUCGGGAAGAGGCGGCGCCACGACGCGGCAGCAAGGCGGCACGCGUGCUGGGCCACCAUGGCGGCAGCCCAGGCCUGCCUUAUCCCGGCCAGCAUCAGCAGGCGCCGGGCUUGGGCGAGCGCGCCGGCCAGCUGUGGACACGCGUGGUCGGCGGCCGUGGCUGAGCACUAGGAACCCUGUCCCCUCUCUGUGAUGUGUAUCUAGAUCUCUGGGCUGCAGCGGGGCGCAAUCGCAAUGCUUGCUGCGUC
Molecule: messenger RNA, 1636 nt
Organism: Tilletiopsis washingtonensis
Lineage: Eukaryota; Fungi; Basidiomycota; Exobasidiomycetes; Entylomatales
Exons: 6
Coding region: 149-1552 (467 amino acids)
Cellular component (GO): endoplasmic reticulum membrane
Source: RefSeq, a predicted model, not a curated record